Mycena indigotica is the source of this 501-nucleotide messenger RNA. RefSeq lists its product as uncharacterized. The coding region runs from base 1 to 501 and encodes 166 amino acids. The transcript has 2 exons. The record is from RefSeq and is a predicted model, not a curated record. Lineage: Eukaryota; Fungi; Basidiomycota; Agaricomycetes; Agaricales; Mycenaceae.
AUGUCUCACUCGAAGCAACACCAGUCUGCCCACCACAAGGACCACCACAAGCGCCAGCCUGGGCCAGCUGUGGCAGGGGCGCCGUUCGCGCAGACCGAUCUCUCGCUGGAGGGCCUGAGCCUUUCCGACUCAGUAUCGCCUAUGCGGCCUGUGCCAGGACAUGCCAAUGCCAGUGCUAGCACAGAGAACACCUUUAAUUGGGUAUGCAGUGACCCCGAGUUCAAUGCAGAGUACAGCGCGUUCUGCAGAUUGGCAGGCAGCCCCGAGUAUGCGCAUGCUAGUUUACACUCUGGCUACUCCCAAAAUGCCCCGUCUUACGCCUACUCCACCGUGGACCCGGGCCUCGUUUACGGCUCGGCCAAGCACUACGACGUGUCGAAUCCCUUCUUGCCUCGGACGGGGCCACAGCCCAUCCUGCCACCGCCGGCGUCGUCGAGCCAGAAUGUGACUGCGUCCGCUCAGCCCCAGAAGCCAGCCCCGAAGUGGCAGAAACGCCGAUGA